AUGACGUCCAAAGAUACUGUUGAUUUAAACUCCCUCAGAAGCACAUAUGAUUCAAACUUAUUGCCUCGCGAAAUCUUUUCAAAAUGGUCUUACGUUUUAAUCAAUUAUAAGGUAUUCUCCUCACUUUUAGCCCUCGAGUUACUCUUCUUCGGUUCUUUGUAUUGUUUUGAAAUACGCUCAAAAGAUAUUGCGAUCCUCACCUUCAUAAUUGGCAUUAUUUUAGUGGCAUUUACUGGAUUUAUUACGUAUCUUUGUUCUCGGGAUACUGGGUUGACAGACGAGAACAAAUUGGUUUUUUUGAAGGAAGUCACAGUCGCAAGACCUGGGAUUGAUAAUGAAAGAUGGAACGUUGUUGCUCGGCGACUAAACCCCAUAUUUUAUCAAAACUCUAGAUCAGCAACGGCUUAUUUUUUCUAUGAUGGGGAAGGCAUGUGCGUCGUGCUUCAGACGAAACUUCCUUGA
This is a messenger RNA of Torulaspora delbrueckii, 462 nucleotides long. It is a transcript of the gene DFP4, whose product is annotated as DUP240 family protein. The transcript has a single exon. The coding region runs from base 1 to 462 and encodes 153 amino acids. Lineage: Eukaryota; Fungi; Ascomycota; Saccharomycetes; Saccharomycetales; Saccharomycetaceae. The record is from RefSeq and is a predicted model, not a curated record.